Messenger RNA from Schistosoma turkestanicum, 8734 nucleotides. The record is from the annotation of a GenBank genome assembly. NCBI's taxonomy places the organism in Eukaryota, Metazoa, Platyhelminthes, Trematoda, Strigeidida, Schistosomatidae.
AUGAAACAAUCAUCAAGUUACAGCAUUCAAAUAUUAUUUCAAUUUUUCCAAUCUAUCGUGUUAUUCAAUUUAUCAAUGAUCAAUAUUCAGUGUACAAGCCCACAAAGUCCAGCAAAAAUUAUCCAUCCGCCACUUGAUACAAAAGCAAUCGCUGGAGAAUCAGUUUUAUUCUUUUGUCAAGCUGAAGGUAAUCCUGUUCCUAGAGUUGUAUUUCGUUGGAAUGAUGAUGAAAUCACUCAAAACCGACCAGGUUUGCAAUUUAAAGAGUUAUCAGCAGAUGCUGUUGCUCUUCGUGCAAAACUAGAACCGAAUCACCACGGUGACACUGUAACGUGUUUCGCACAAAACCAUAUUGGAUCCGAUUCAGCUACAGCACAAAUUUCUGUUUACAAUGCCAAUGAAACUCCACCAAGAGGAUUUCCGAAAGUUCAUCAAGAUCCUUCAGCGACUAUUAGUCAAGUUGGCGAUUCAACGCAUUUACAGUGUGAAGUAUCAGCUGAACCUCCAGCAACAGUCUUUUGGAUAAAAGAUCAAUUUGAAUUGAUUGAUACAAAUCUACCAAGAUUUCGAACUGUUGGAUCUGGAUCCUUAGUAAUAGAAACCUUACUUGAAACUGACUCCGGAGCAUAUGAAUGUAUGGCACGGAAUGAAAUAGGUACAGUAUUAAGCAAUUCAGGCCAUUUACACGUACGACGCAUUCAAUUCCCACCGACAAUUAAUGAAAUGCCUGAAAAAAUUGAAGUAUCUUCUGGCAAAGGAACAAAUUUGACUUGUCGAGCUGGAGGAUUUCCCAUACCUAUGGUUUGGUGGUCAACAUUAGGCACACCAGCUGGACCAAGACAUUCUGGGCCGAUUAUGCUAGCUGAACGAGCUUUAACAGAGCCGCAACCGCAUGAAGCAACAUUACGUUUAACAGAUAUCACUGAAUCGUCCGGUUACAACUGUAUUGCAAAAAAUGGUCUUGGUCUAGUAAGAAGAAAUGUUAGCGUGAUUGUAAGACAACUUCCUGCUCCACCGUCUAGUUUAGAUGCACGACCUAUCGGCAGUACUUAUGCUGUAUUACGGUGGUCACCAAGUAUUUCAUCUGGUGUUGAUUCAUACACUAUCAGUUUGCAAACUGAUGAUGGUGAUUUAGGUGAACUUGGCAGACGUCAGAUAACAAAUAUCGAUCCGUCUGAAAUAAAAUCAGAACAUACAUUUCAUGCAUUAGAAACAAAAUAUUCUAAAGAAAAUCUUAUGAUUACAUAUAAUCUCACUGAUCUUAGUCCGUUCACUUUAUAUUCAGCUCAAGUUCAUGCAGUUAGUCAAGUGGCUGGUAUGUCAUUACCAAGUGAUGCAGUAAAAUUUCGAACAGCAGAACUUGCACCCGGAACUCCUCCUCAAGUAUUACAUGCGACUGUUGAUUCGCCGAAUUCUGUAGUGGUAAGCUGGAAACCACCAAUUGAAUCCAAUGGUCGUAUCACUGGUUAUAAAUUGUUUUAUACAACUCGACCAGAAGAUUCGUUGAAUUCAUGGUUAGUUGCUAGAACAAUACAAGAGAAAUAUCAAUUGACCAAUUUAAUUCCAAAUGCAACUUAUUAUCUCAAAGUAAAUGCAUUCAAUGCGGCAGGAGAUGGUCCAGUUAGUGAACAAUUACCAAUUGUUAUUACACCUGGAGUUCCAACAGCACCAACAAAUUUUCGAGGUGUCUCAUUGAAACCCACAACUAUUCACUUAACAUGGACACCACCUGAUAUGCCAAAUGAUAGGAAACUACUUGGUUACAAAUUGAAAUUUCGACCUGCUACCAUGAUCAGCUCCAAUGUAGACCAAAUAAAUCAAAUCAAAUCUUCAUCAUCGGCACCAAACGAAGCUGAAAUCGCUAAACAAAAACAAAACUCAAUCAUCACCGAGACACGUGAUAUUGACGCGGCAGACACACAGUAUUUGUUAACAAAUCUAGAACCAAGUACACGAUAUUAUUUAAGUUUAGCUGGUAAAUCAAUGCACGGUUAUGGAGUGGCGGCUCAAAUUGAAGUUCAAACAAAUGAUUAUCCAUUUGAUCUACCUUCACCAAAAAAUGUACAUUUACGUAUGUUGACAAAUGUUAGCGCAAAAAUUUGCUGGGAUCAACCAAAUUUGCCAGAGUUAAUUUUUUCUACAAUUUCGUAUGAGAUUUUAUUUGGUUUAUCCGACGAGUCGAUUAGUCCAUUAAAUGCAACUGGGAUAAUACCAUUGCCUCAAUCAAUAUGCUGUUGUUUCACUAUGCUGCAUUUACGCCCCGGUACUGAUUAUCGUAUAUGGUUACGUUUAGUCAGUCAUAAAACUUUGCCAACAACAAUUUCUGCUAAUAGUAAUAAUAAUAAAAAUAAUGAUUUCGUGCAUAAAAAUGUAGGACCAUGGCCACCGAUCGAUUCCAAGUAUAAAAUCACUGGUCCAGUAUCUGAACCACAUGUAUUUCGUACAUUGAUAAGUGUCCCAAUGAAACCGAGAAGAUUACAUCUUGUGGAUAUACAUAAACGUACCCGUUUAGCAUCAUCAUUGUCACGGACAGAUCAAGCAAUCUUACGUGAAAUAGUAGACCUACCAUAUUUAAGUAUUGAAUUAGCAUGGGAUCCACCUGAAGGUCUACAUACGACAAAACAAAUCAAUUAUCAAGUAUUCGCCAGACUGACAGGUCCAGAAGAAUUAGUAAAAGAACUAUCAGAUACUACUUACAGUUCCAGUGAAUCUUAUGGAUCCAGUUUAAAACGUGAAGGAGCCCAUCCACUAUUACAAAGAAGAUUGUUAGCUAAUGUUACUGGAAAUACAUUUCGAUCGUCAGAAAGUGAUAAUAUUGGUUAUGGAUUGACCUACUUAUUUGAGGUUGCACUGAUGAAUACAAGCUCAACCGGUCUCACAGCUCAAUUAGAAGUGACCACACCAGAUGCACCACCUUCUAGCAGUCCACUACACGUUCGUUUAAGUGGUUUAUCAUCAAGCUCUGUUGAAGUCAGCUGGGCAUCACCUCCAGUACAAUAUCGUAAUGGGAAAAUUACCGGUUAUGAAGUGAGAUUUUUUGAAGUUGGCGCUGAAACACAAACAGAGACAAUAACGAAAGUGAUAAUACCAGGCCAGAGACAAUAUACAGCAAGAGGAUUAAAAGAAAAAACUUUUUAUACAUUUAUGGUACGAGCGUUUACUUCAGCUGGACCUGGACCUUGGUCUGGUGCAAGUAAUAUACGUACAAGUGUUGAGUUACCACCUCCACCAUUGGAUAUUCAAGCCUCACGAAUAAAUCAACAUCAAAUCAAAGUAACCUGGCGUAUACCGACACGUGAAGAUCAAAACACUGUAGGCAGUAAACAAUUGUCAAUACAAGGUUUUCGUUUACUCUAUUCCGCUAACAAUAAUCCAUAUGAAUCCGGCCAAUGGACAUCAUUCGAUGUGGGUCCAGUCAAUAUGGCUAUAAUAAGUCAUUUAGAAAGUAAAACUAGUUAUGUUAUUUGUAUCAAAUCACGUGGACCCGAUGGUCGAUAUGGUGAUUGCAGUCAGCCGGUUAUCAGUCGAUUAGCUACUGGUAAUGGGGAAAGUGAUUUCUCAGUGCGUGGUUUAUUUUGUUCUGGAGAUGAUACUAGUGUGAAAGUGACUUGGCAACAACCUGAAAGAACAGAAAAACUGGAAGGCUUUAAAUUACGUAUUGGUGGUUCCAAGAAAUUCGCUGAUGAUGCUGGUGUGAUUAAACGUUUGGAAUUCCCAGCACGUAGUGUCAGUGUAACAUAUGCUGCAUUGCAUUCUGGUUAUACGUAUACAGUUAGUGAUUUAGAACCGAAUAGUGUUUAUGAUGUACAAUUAAGUGCAUAUUAUGAUUUAACAUUGAAUAUGCAAAGUAAUUGGGAAACAACAAGUUGUUUUACUCAAAUGCAACGUCCACCAUUCGUACCAACCCCAAUACCGGUUGCUGUAUCACCAAGUCAAUUACAAGUUUUAUUACAAUUAAGCCGAGUUAGUGAACAAUACGGAAAAAUACGACAAUAUUUUCUAGUAGUUGCUCCUGUUCAUUUAGCUGACAGUUCAACGGAAAAAAUCAGUAUAGACACAACUAUUACAGCAUCCAGAGGUCUUCCAAGCUCAGAAACGCGUUAUGUUGCAGCUCGUUAUCUGCAAGAUUAUUUCGAUCCCCCACCGAGACAUUCCAGAAAUUUCACACUUGGCAGUUAUGAUGUAAAAUCAAAUCGACCACAAAGACAUGCUAAUUUGAGUCGAAUUCGACGUCAGGCUUUGGCAAGGGAUGAUGAAUUUCCAUAUGAGACAGACUCAGAAAUCAUGUUUGACAAUAAAGCCUUAGUUCUUGGACAGGAAUACAAAGCGUUCGUCAGAGCAUGCGUAUUUCAAGAAGAUCAAUCUACUUCGGAUGGUUCCGAUGCAUGUACCUCAUCUGCAUGGUCCCAUGGCUUUGGACCAGAUCGUCAACUUCCACCAUGGAGUGAAAUGAUGAAUAAACAUUUAAGAGAUGGAGAAUUAAGAAAUAAAAUUAAUUCAGAUUCAUCCGAUAAUAGGAACAGUAAUUCAUUUGGAUUUAGCUUAACGCGUGGUUUCACAGGAUCAAAUAAUGGUCUAUUUAUUAUUGCAAUAGUUGGUGCAAUUGUUAGUUUGGCACUGACUGCUGUGAUCUUCACUGCAUUCGGAUGCAUUAUGCGUCGUAAACGUCGACCUAAACUAAUAAAUCAUUUAACUCAAAAUGAUUCAACAAUAAAACAACCAUUGAUGCGAAUGAAUGAUUGUGGUCCAGCUAAUGGUAAUAGUUUCCCGUUAGUCACAAGUGGGAUAGAAGUAAUGAAUACUAAUUUGACGUCUUCUUAUGACAAACGCGUCAGUUCAGUUGUUGGUAAUGACAGCUUACAAAGUGCCACUCUGCUAGCUGCUUCUUCGCCAGGCCCGCCACAAUCCUCAUUAAUCUCGUCAAUCUCAACUACAGGUAGACCAAAUCUGAUCCCAUCAACAACAUCAAGCCCACUUACAAGUAUUACACAAUUAGAUCCAAGGCAUCACAUUAAUCGGGCUGCUUCUCCACUAAUCGAUAUGUCAUUACAUCAUGGUUAUCCCCUUGGUUUGACCAAUGUUAAUACUCCACCAACAAUUCAACAACCAAUUAAUCCUUUCAUUUCUCAUCGAGGUGGAACUUCAAGCAGUCAUACAGGAAGUCAUCCAAGUUCUUUGACUGGGAGUGGUACAGGUGCAGCAUACAAUGUCAUGGGAGUGAAUAAUAAUUAUGUCAGUGAAAAUAACGCUACUACACUGUGUGAUGGAUUAAUAAUUGCAAGAAAUGGUUUACCAGGCUCUGAAAGUGGACCAGAAUCUGCAUUUGAUAUUCAGCAUUUACCGUUUGAAAUGAAAGGUCAUUCAAUGCAUCAUCCAAUCCCAGUUAACCUUCUACCAGACCAUGUAGCUCGACUUUCAGCGGCAGAUAAUUUAUUAUUCUCACAAGAAUAUGAAUCUAUUGAAACAGAACAACAAUUUACCUGGGAAAAUUCCAAUCUUGAUAUGAAUAAACCUAAAAAUCGUUAUGCCAAUGUGAUUGCAUAUGAUCAUUCCAGAGUUGCUUUACAACCGAUUGAUUGUGUUCCUGGUUCUGAUUACAUUAAUGCAAAUUAUAUCGAUGGUUAUAGACGAAUGAAUGCUUACAUUGCUACUCAAGGUCCUACACCGGAGACAUUUUCCGAUUUUUGGCGUAUGAUCUGGGAACAAAGGGUGUCAAUCAUUGUAAUGAUGACUAGAUUAGAAGAACGUUCCCGUGUUAAAUGUGACCAGUACUGGCCAUCACGUGGACCAGAAUCAUUUGCAAGUGGCCUCUUAUUGGUUAAACCUAUUGAAACCAUUGAACUAGCUUAUUAUACCAUACGUACAUUUCAUUUAACCGCUCGUGGAAUUGAAGAUGAAUGUAGAGAAGUUAAACAUUUUCAAUUUACAGGAUGGCCAGAUCAUGGUGUUCCUGAAUAUCCCAUUCCGCUUUUAUUAUUUAUUCGACGUGUUCGAGCUACACUGGCAUCCAGUACAAGUAAUAUGUUUCAAUCGAAUCAUAAUAUAGAACAAGCACCGAUUGUUGUUCAUUGUUCUGCUGGUGUAGGAAGAACAGGUGCGUUUAUUGUAAUCGACAUAAUGCUGGAACGAUUAAAAUACGAGAAAACUGUAGAUAUUUAUGGUUGUGUUAAAGCAUUACGUAGACAACGUAAUUUUAUGGUUCAAACAGAAGAUCAAUACAUUUUCAUACAUUCAGCUCUUUUAGAAGUAAUAGAUGCUGGAAAUACUGAAGUACUAGCUAGAAAUCUAUCUGCUCAUGUUAAAAAAUUACGUAUGUUGGAUACAACCGGUGGAUCAGGCAUGGAAUUGGAAUUUAAAAAAUUGGCCCAAUUUCGAUUACCGCAUGCUAAAUACACUUCAGCACAGCUAGGUUAUAAUAAGAAUAAAAAUCGUCUAUUAAAUAUAUUACCAUAUGAAUCUACUCGUGUUCCAUUGCAACCUAUACGUGGUGUUGAAGGAUCGGAUUAUAUAAAUGCUAAUUAUGUGGAUAGUUAUCGUGAUCGAAGAGCAUACAUUGCCACUCAAGGUCCAAUGGCUAAAACAGUGGAAGAUUUUUGGCGAAUGAUAUGGGAAACCAAUUCUAACAUUGUUGUCAUGUUAACUAAUUUGAAUGAACGAGGUCGAGAAUGCUGUUAUCCUUACUGGCCAACAGAUAGAUCAUCUCGAUAUCAGUAUUACGUUGUAGAUCCUAUGGUUGAGUAUAAUAUGCCAAAUUAUACAUUGAGAGAAUUUAAAUUAACCGAUGCACGUGAUGGUCAGGCACGUACACUUCGACAAUUUCAAUUCACCGAUUGGCCUGAACAUGGUGUACCUGAGAAUUGUGAAGCAUUUAUUGAUUUCCUUGGACAAGUACAUAAAACCAAAGAACAAUUUGGACAAGAUGGUCCAAUUACUGUACAUUGCAGUGCUGGAGUUGGUAGAACAGGUGUAUUUCUAGCCCUUUCCAUUCUUCUUGAAAGAAUGAGACAUGAAGGCGUUGUAGAUAUGUUUCAAACUAUCCGAAUGCUUCGAACACAAAGACCUGGUAUGGUUCAAACUGAAGAUCAAUAUCAAUUUUGUUAUGACGCAGUGCUAGAAUAUCUUUCAUCGUUUGAUCAUUAUUCCAUAUGACACGUGAGAAAUGUCAAUAUUAAUGAUAAUCAGAUAAUCAGAUAAACAGAUAAGAAUGAGUUGUUUUGAAAAAGCAUUAAAAUUGAUUUAAAUUCUUUAUGCCAAUUUCAACUAGUCAACAUUAAUUCUUAAUCAACUAUUUACUUUCAAAUUACUUUGAAGUUGUCUGUGGUGUUGGCUUUAUGCUUUGAGUUUUUCAAUGUUCAAUUAAAUUUUUUAUUCUGUACAUUGUACUACUACUACACUCUGCUUAUCUUGUGUUUAUCAACUAUUUAUUCAAUGUCAACUCGUGCGCGAACACGUGUGUGUGUGCACGUAUUCGUGUACAUGGAUCAUUUAAAGCGUGAAACGUAGAAAACUGUCCCGGUUUUGUGGCCCGUCGGCAAAAUGUACACUGUCUUCUUUUUCUCCAAUAAACUGCAUAACUAAUUAAUCGAUGUCUAUACAUAGUAUAUCAGAUGAAUGAUAAGAAGCUGGCUUUCUUUACUGUUUAUUAGGUCCUAUGGAAAAAUGAACGAAAAAAUAUCUAUCAAUUUUGUGCUUAUCCGUUGUGUCAAACUGUUCUUCCAUAACUUGUCUACCAUCAUGUUAUUGUUUAUCUUUGAUUGUUCCCAACAGAUUUUGUCUAGUAUCUUAUAACUCUCUUCCGUGUUUUUUUUUUAUUUCCCGAACUGAUAUGCUUCUUAAAUAUGAUAGAAUACUUUUUGUUUUUUUGCUUUUCUAUUUCUCGACAAAAUUUUUUCAACUUAAUUUGUUGUCCUUUGAUUACUGUGCAGUUUCAGUUGAGGGAAGAAAGGAAAAGACCAAUUCCAAUGUAGAUGCACUUGUAGAUACAUGAAACUAAGUAUAUAUAUGUGAUAAUGAUAUACAUAUAUAUCUAUGUAUGUACUGAUAAAUAUGUAUACAUUUUCUAUGUUAUAAUCGGUAAAUUGUACCGUUUCUAUGCAUAACACUAUUAAUAUUAUAUUAUUCCUAUUUUUUAUUUGAAGAGAAACUUUCACUGCGUGUUUGUAAAGAUUUCGACUAAUGAAUCUUAUAUCUAUCUAUCUAUAUAUAAUAUAUAUUUGUAUAAAUAGUAUUUGAAUGUCUCGUGUAGUUUUGUUUGUUUUUUUUAAUUAAAAUUCAAAACUAUUAUGCAUAGGGACUCUGAUACUCUCAUGUACAUACAUGCAGCAUACAUGUUUAAAUGGUCAAUUACUUGCAAUAUACCGGAUGAUGUGACUAUGAUUUUGUUGGAUAAACCUCUAUUCUACUAUUACUAUUACUAUUAUUUAACGUAAAACAGUCAUGUUAACAAUCAACUCUUUACUGGCACACUUCACUAUGUAUUUUAAACUCUACUUAGUACUGAUAAAGCAAAGUAGUUAUUAUCGAAGAGUAUACCUUUAAGGUACCAUUCGUUCCAUAGAAUGCAAGACAACUAGUAGGAAGUGCACAAACUGAAUUAUACAACAAAAACAACAACAACAACAACAAGCAGAUUUUUGCAAGAAAACUAAUUGAAAUCUUCUUAAUUUCUACUUGCCAGUAUUUCGUUUCUUUCGUUUCUUUGUACAAUUUGAAUGUGAAUGAGUAAAUAAUGCUG